Molecule: messenger RNA, 2289 nt
Organism: Colletotrichum abscissum
Lineage: Eukaryota; Fungi; Ascomycota; Sordariomycetes; Glomerellales; Glomerellaceae
Exons: 3
Coding region: 1-2289 (762 amino acids)
Biological process (GO): nuclear-transcribed mRNA catabolic process, nonsense-mediated decay
Cellular component (GO): telomerase holoenzyme complex
Molecular function (GO): protein binding; telomeric repeat DNA binding; telomerase RNA binding
Source: RefSeq, a predicted model, not a curated record
AUGACGGAGAAACCUCGCGGUGCUGGUCUCGACCUGUCGAAGCGACUCACGAAUUAUAGGCGAGCCAACGACUCUAGCUUGCGAAAAUGCGCCUAUUGUACCGAUUAUACGUUUCCUGGGAGCUCCGAGAAAGUCGACGUGGAGCGUCACUUCCAGAAGUGCGGCCAUAGCACCCACGACAACAACCAAACCGAUUUAAUAGAAAAGACCUGGUUACAGAUCCGUGACCGCCAGCGAACACUGCCGACGGCGAAUCUGCCAUCUAGCCCUCUUCAUCCAAUAACUUCAAAACAACCACCUAUAGACAAUGCCGACCCGAGCACACAGUCGUCCGUUGCCGGACACGAUAGGCAAGGUGCAACUAGCCCAUCUUCGGAAAAAAAUAAGAGGAAGGACGGUGAUCAUAGGUCUUCGCAUCCAAAGCGCAGUCGCGCCCGUCAGCAACCGCAGGCGUCUGGUGCCAGCCAUACUGAAGAUAGCGACUUCCAAAGAGAUCCGGCACACAAGGCGGGUAGAUUGUGGACUCCUGAGGAGGGGGCAUCGACGCCUCGACGGACCGAUGCCGGGCGAUCCAAGGACCAGAAUGGUUCAGAUCUCCCUCGAGCAGCUUCCAAUCGGUCGUUCGAACACCCGCGUUCCUCCGAUUUUGAUAACACUGAGGUGUUGAUCAAACAACCAGAGACGCGCCCUAUCAGCCAAGAACAACUCGUUGCUGAGGUAAAGGGAAUUUACGCUGGGCUCGUCAUGGUCGAAUCGAAGUGUAUCGAGGUCGACAACGCUCAAAGUUCAAAUAACGAGACCAAUCCCAAGCUCAAUAAUGAGCAGUGGCAGGCAUUGAUUGCUUUGCACCGAACUCUGCUACAUGAGCACCAUGAUUUCUUCCUUGCGUCGCAGCAUCCAUCUGCAAGUCCGGCAUUACGUCGGCUUGCGAGUAAGUACGCGAUGCCGGCCCGCAUGUGGCGCCAUGGCAUUCAUUCAUUCUUGGAGCUUUUGCGUCAUCGUCUGCCCGCCUCGCUCGAACACAUGCUCACGUUCAUUUAUUUGGCAUACUCUAUGAUGGCUCUGUUGUACGAGACUGUUCCUACCUUCGAAGACACUUGGAUUGAGUGCCUCGGCGACUUGGGCCGCUAUCGCAUGGCCAUUGAGGAUGAUGAUCUUAAGGAUAGAGAAGUGUGGACUUCAGUCUCUCGACACUGGUACUCAAAGGCUAGCGAUAAAGCUCCUCAAACGGGUCGCCUUUACCACCACCUCGCAAUUCUGGCUCGUCCCAAUGCUCUACAGCAGCUUUUCUAUUACACCAAGUCUCUCUGCGUACCAGUUCCUUUCCUGUCUGCUCGCGAAUCAAUUAUGACAUUGUUCGACCCGCAUCUCAAUGGCACACAGACCAGGCUGCAGGAGAUUGACGCAGCCUUUGUGCGCGCUCAUGCAAUUCUCUUUUCGGGUAAGAACACCGAUCAACUCUCAUCGUCUAUCAACGAGUUCAUCGACAGCCUGGACAAUCACAUCGCACGUCACACCCGUCGCUGGCUGGAUAGCGCAUACUACAUUUCCAUCGCGUUGGGCUGCUCCCUUCUCGAAUAUGGUAGCGAGAGCAAUCCCAUCAUGAGAGCCAUCAAAUCUGGCCGUACCGACGAUGCAGACAUCCCAAUGGAAGAGGCUGAGAUUGUAGCUGCUCCAACACAGAAGUUCCUGGACGCCCUGGAUUUUGCAGCUCGCACUCAUAACGUUGUGUUGCGACGAUUCGGCGACGAGAAUAUCCGACCCUACCUACAUGUCACUCUCUCGCUUCUCCUCCACUUGUCACAGUUUCCUGCAGCGAUAGGACUGGUAGAAGAGAAGAUGCCUUGGAAGCUUAUUGCUUUGCUCCUCAACACUAUCAUGCCCACGGACAUGCCUACUGAAACCAUCAACAUCAUUGAGUCAGAGAACUUCCCCCGGCCAGACAAGGGCGACCCUCGUCCCUUGCCGGACGACUUCGCACAGCGGGGCCUUCUUUGGGUUGAUAAGUACUAUCCUAGCGAUUGGUUUACUGCUACAAAGGUGGAUGACGAUGAAAAAUAUUUUGAGGUUGCGUCCAUGAUGGAAGAGCGCUCACAACGCUGUCUUUGGCUGGGUUGCCGACUGGCAACAUCGGGCAAGUGGUUGACUUACGACGAGGAAGCGAAGCAAUUCGGCGUUGCGCCGCAAUUCGAUAUAGAAAUCCCUGACCUGAGCACCGAUGUCACACCUGCGGGAGCAUCUGACGAUGCCGAUGUGAUCAUUCCAGAUGCCCCUGACGCACGUCAUUGA